Molecule: messenger RNA, 1443 nt
Organism: Suillus bovinus
Lineage: Eukaryota; Fungi; Basidiomycota; Agaricomycetes; Boletales; Suillaceae
Exons: 5
Coding region: 1-1443 (480 amino acids)
Molecular function (GO): oxidoreductase activity
Source: RefSeq, a predicted model, not a curated record
AUGUCUGCAGUUCAACAAACUUAUCCCGGCAGCAGCGAACUCGAUGCCCUGUUCCCCUCCCCAUCUUCCCCACCGAACACACUUUCUCCUCUGCGGUAUCCUGGUGCUUCCCCAGAAGCAGCUGCAGCUUUGACACGUGUCUUGAAGGAUAACUAUACAAAUUACCACAUUUUCUCCAACUAUAAGUGGUUUCAUAAUCAUAUCACUCAUCGUGCGCUGGCACUUUAUGCCACGGGCGCAAGUGGGUCCCUGAUCGAACAGUUCUACAAACAGGACAGCACCCACGAGCGCCCGGCCAUCGAGUCUCCCGAGGCAAUUACCGAAGAGAACUUCACCGAACAUAUAGGUGACGAAAACUUUUAUGCCGCGUACAAAACCUUCUUCAGCAAGGUUAUUAAGGAAAGGGGCCUCAGCGCCACGCUGGAGGAAUACAUCUUCUCUAAGAAGUACAACUUUAUGGAGGGACGAGACGCAUCCGUCCAACCGGUGAUGUUGGCCCGCUUCCUUGGAGGUUUGUUCCACGCCUUCAUCCAUGUAGGAUACGGCGCAGAAUUUGGCAUCCCAGGCAUGGUUGUUGAAGGUCUGGCAUUGACCAGCGUGCAUGAGUAUGAGUUCUUGCCGUCGCAUCUUUUUGAGCCUAGCGGCACGACUGCAGUGGAAAAGGCAACGACUCAGCUUGCCUCCCUUGUCCUCAACACACAGAGAUCUACGACGUCCCCUCAGCUCGAACAACCGCAAAGAAAUCACGCAUUCUCCGUUCUUGCAAAGAUCAUGCAAGAUUCGAAAUUCCCACCGAAGGAAAUCAAGAAACACUCUAAAGAUUUUGACAGCCUGAUGUCCGAGCACGGUGAUACCAUAUGGUGCUACGCUGAACAAUGGACGAUCGACCUAUCACAGCCAGGCGAAAUCGAACGUAAGAUAGAAGAAUGUAUUUGGACAAGCACUAUCCUCUAUAGUGUGGGCGGAUGGAGCGAAGAUAGAAGCUUAACAGCAGACUUUUUCUUCAUGCAUCUCGUCACUUCGAGUCUCUUCCUUCCAUCCCUGUUGCCUUACCUGCCGCAAGACUCGCAAGUACUCUUACUUCGCGGAUACUUUGCAUCGACUCUUGGGUGGUGGAUCACACGUGGCUUCCCCAAACUGGACAUUCAAGGCUUCCUCAACGCAACCUCGCAUCUUUCGUCAGAGACCAAGGUCGCCAACCCAUUCCUCGACAUCGUUCAGUCUGCGAUAACGCACCCAAACAACCAUUUGUUGAAGUGUCAGCGCGCACUUGCGCAUUUCUCUUCACUUUAUGGCGCACGGCCCAAAGGCACCUUCUGCGGUACGGAACUGGAGGGCGCAGAAGCGCUGGAUGGAUCGCUCUUCCUUAGGGUCGCGAGAUUGACUGAGGAGUAUAUGAGUGGGGGCACGAGGUUCUGGAGCCUAGAAGGGUUUACUGCGUGA